Molecule: messenger RNA, 1350 nt
Organism: Effrenium voratum
Lineage: Eukaryota; Dinophyceae; Suessiales; Symbiodiniaceae
Source: the annotation of a GenBank genome assembly
AGGGUAUAGUGGUAGACCAAUUCGGUACAUCCGGCAUCGCGCAAGCUUGCCCAAUAGCUGCGAUGGUGCAGCAAACAGAGUUGACCUCCAAGGGUGAGGAUGACUUGUACAUGCGGUUGAAGGAGCUGAAGAGGCAAAUGGAGUUUCUGGACAUUCAGGAGGAGUACAUCAAAGACGAAAUGAAGAACUUGAAGCGGGAAAUGAUUCGCGCCCAGGAGGAGAUUAAGCGAGUGCAGUCGGUGCCCCUCGUCAUCGGCCAGUUCUCAGAGAUGAUUGACCAGAGCCAUGGCAUUGUGUCAUCAACAGCAGGCUCCAACUACUUUGUCCGGAUCUUGAGCACCCUCAACAGGGAGCUUCUCAAGCCAAGCAGCUCGGUGGCUCUUCACAGGCACUCGCAUGCGGUGGUUGACAUUCUGCCACCGGAGGCGGAUAGCACUGUUCAGAGCAUGGCCAUGUCUGAGAAGCCGGACGUGACCUAUGCAGACAUCGGCGGCAUGGACAUCCAGAAGCAGGAGAUCAAGGAAGCGGUGGAGCUGCCCCUCACGCACAAGGAGUUGUACGCCCAGAUUGGCAUCGAUCCCCCGAGUGGAGUUCUACUCUAUGGCCCACCCGGCACCGGCAAGACGAUGCUGGCCAAGGCGGUGGCAAACAUGACCACGGCCACCUUCAUUCGCAUGGUCGGGUCGGAGUUCGUGCAGAAGUACCUGGGGGAGGGACCGCGGAUGGUCCGAGAUGUGUUCCGCUUGGCACGCGAGAAUGCUCCCUCCAUCGUUUUCAUCGAUGAGAUUGAUGCCAUUGGUACCAAGCGAUUCGACUCACAGACUGGUGCAGACAGAGAGGUCCAGCGCAUCCUGCUGGAGCUGUUGAACCAGAUGGACGGCUUUGACCAGGACACCACCGUGAAAGUCAUCAUGGCAACCAACAGAGCUGACACGCUGGAUCCGGCAUUGCUGCGGCCUGGCCGCCUUGACCGAAAGAUUGAGUUCCCUCUCCCAGACCGGCGCCAGAAGCGAUUGAUCUUCCAGACCAUCACAUCGAAGAUGAACCUCAGCGAGGAGGUUGACUUGGAAGACUAUGUCUCCCGACCUGAAAAGAUCAGCUGUGCGGACAUUGCAGCGAUUUGCCAGGAGGCUGGCAUGCAAGCGGUCCGACACAACCGCUACGUGAUCCUGCCAAAGGACUUUGAGGCUGGAUGGAAGGAUCAUGCCAAGAAGAAGGACAGGGACUUCGAUUUCUAUGGCUUCUGAGGGGCCAUUUCUCAGGAGCCUGUGUUGUCUCUGCCUGGUAUCCGCAUAGCAAGAUCUAUGGACAUGAUAGCUGUGAAGCCUUGGAAUUCCUCUUGUCCUCGUG